AGCUGAUGCUGCGGUCACGUGACCCUCCUCCGGGUUUUCCUGCAGCUCUCAGUCAGACUGGAUCAGUUUGUCUGCUGGACUCAGAGAGAUGGCUUCAUCCUUCCUCUGCCUCACCCUCCUCUUCAUCACCAUCUACUCAGCAGAUGGGUUUCGACAUUAUGACCUGGAUCGGUGUGUGUUUAACUCCACGGAGCUGAAGGACAUCGAGUUCAUCCAGUCUUAUUUCUACAACAAGCUGGAGUACAUCCGGUUCAGCAGCAGUUUGGGGAAGUUUGUCGGAUACACGGAGUUCGGAGUGAAGGCCGCCGAGCACUGGAACCAAGAUGCUUCACUCCUGGCUAGUAUGAGAGCUCAGAAGGAGGUGUACUGCCAAUACAACAUUGGUAUUGAAUACCAGAAUGCUCUGUCUAAAUCAGCUGAACCCUACGUCAGGCUGUACUCCACCACGCCCCAUGCUGGUCGCCAUCCCGCCAUGUUGGUCUGCAGCGUCUACGACUUCUACCCAAAAACCAUCAGAGUCAGCUGGCUCAGAGACGGACAGGAAGUCCUGCCUGAUCUCACUAAUGAGAUGGAGGACGGUGAUUGGUACUACCAGACCCACUCCUACCUGGAGGACCCACCCAGGCCUGGAGAGAAGAUCUCCUGUAAGGUGGAACACGCCAGCCUGAAGGAGCCUCUGAUUAUUGACUGGGACCCGUCCAUGCCAAAGUCAGAAAGAAACAAGAUCGCCAUCGGAGCCUCAGGACUGAUCCUGGGUUUGGUCUUUUUUCUGGCUGGAUUCAUCUACUACAGUAGGAAGGCCAAAGACCCGUCCAUGCCUGAGUCAGAAAGAAACAAGAUCGCCAUCGGAGCCGCAGGACGAACCCUGGGUCUGAUCUUUUCUCUGGCUGGAUUAAUCUACUACAGGAGGAAGGCCAAAGGUCGUAUUUUGGUUCUCACUAACUGAGACUGGAUCCUGGUCCUGGUCCUGGACCUGGUUGUGGUCCUGGUCCUGUCAGACGUAGAACCAGCUGCUGCUUUAACCUGCCUCCACCUCCUCAGCAGACCGAUGAUCCUGGUUGGACCAGACUGAUGUAAACCUGAUCCAGAACUGGACUAACAGGUCUGAACCUGAUCCAGGACCCUCACAGUGGUCCUCCAUCAGGAGUCAGUCCUCUGACAGUCCUGGAUCAGGUCUGAUCUGGACUGUGGUGUGUGAGCUGCUUCUCUGUGUAAAUCAAUGUGUUUAAUAACAUGUAAUCAGAUCUAUUGAUGAUGAUCAGCUUCAGUGUUUUACUGUUUUCAGUUUUUAAUAAACAGAAACUCACCUGUC
Messenger RNA from Melanotaenia boesemani (Boeseman's rainbowfish), 1312 nucleotides. RefSeq names its product H-2 class II histocompatibility antigen, E-S beta chain-like. The record is from RefSeq and is a predicted model, not a curated record. Gene Ontology annotation, cellular component: MHC class II protein complex; membrane. Gene Ontology annotation, molecular function: MHC class II protein complex binding. NCBI's taxonomy places the organism in Eukaryota, Metazoa, Chordata, Actinopteri, Atheriniformes, Melanotaeniidae. The transcript is spliced from 7 exons. The coding region runs from base 89 to 946 and encodes 285 amino acids. Gene Ontology annotation, biological process: immune response; positive regulation of T cell activation; antigen processing and presentation of exogenous peptide antigen via MHC class II.